Physella acuta is the source of this 2598-nucleotide messenger RNA. RefSeq lists its product as uncharacterized. The record is from RefSeq and is a predicted model, not a curated record. Lineage: Eukaryota; Metazoa; Mollusca; Gastropoda; Physidae.
AUGACAGGGACCUGCGACAAUGACAGGGACCUGCGACAGUUAACCACGCCCACGAGAGAUGACAGGGACCUGCGGCAGUUAACCACGCCCACAAGAGAUGACAGAGAUCUGCGGCAGUUUCAAACCACGUACACACAAAAUCCCAAAGAACUGCGUCAAUUAACCACGCCCAUCGGACAUCAACAAACCACGCCCCUACGAGACGACAGAGAGCCACGGCAGUUAACUCCUCCCAUAAGACAUCAACCGACCACGCCCAGUCGAGAUGAUUGUCAACCCAUCACCCAAUCAAAACCCGUCUUUCAUUUACCACAAGCUCGAUCCCACACAACAGAAUUCCUGACCCCGUCUCGUGACGUCACCAAAGCCCAGUCUACGGACCCGCCCCGGCCAAAGUACGUCCGCAUUCCAGCUGGGCCUCGAUCCUGCCCCCCUUGCAGCCCGACCACCAGGAUCUCCCAGGACGCCUCCCCCGGGAAGAAGGCCAUUUACUUCGAGGUCGACCACAAGGCCGAUGACUCGACCAUCUUAAGGAAGAUCGGCAAACUCAUUGAGCAAGUGGAGCGGCCGAAAGGUAAAUACAGAGAUGACGCCGAACUCGUCCCUAUCCUGGCACUCCAGAACCCGCCCAAGAGGAGAAUCAAACGUCAGCUGUCGUCUGAUUCCGACAGCCAGUCGUCUGCUAGCUCCAGUCUCAACUCAUCCUGCACGCCCGACAAACUCCUAGGACUGAAACACGCGACCUCGAACUUUCCUAAUGACCUUGUACCCAGUUCUGGGACAACCUUGACCUUCUCACAAAAACGGCUGAAAUCUAGCCCCGAGUCUAAUCAACCCCCGCCCUCCGGGCAGCAGGCCGCUUUUGACAAUAUCCUACACACAAACAAACCAACGCAAGCAAGGACUGACAAUGAGAACCUACAACAUUCUCCACGGGUGUCAAGCCCUCUUCAACUAAACAGACCUAGAACAAAUUCUAAUUUUAGACAUCGCGUUGGGAAUUCCCCAUCAGAGAUUUGGCCUCCACUCAGCUCAUACGAUACGCAUGUCUUUGAGAGCCCCACGGCUAUAAAUAGCACCAGUCUUAUUCCAGUGUCGCCGAAGACACACCGAGACGAACGGACGGUGGUCAAGAGAAACUUUGACCAGAACCCCCCACCCUCACACUCCCUCUCGCAGGUUAAAACCAGCGGUUACGUCAUGCACGACCAGGAACCACUCACACAAUCCACAUCAAACGUCAUCAAAACAACCACACACAGCAACCACAGAGAAAAAUCUGUUAUUUUAGGGAACAGAUACAGAGACAAGGAACCUGAGAUAUUCGUGUUCCCGGAUGUAAACCCUAGCGGUGGUUCUAAAGACGAUGAAGUGGAUGGGUUUGAUUCCCCGAUGGAUAUGGAUGAAGACAUGGAUAACGGUUUUAACCACAGCCGUAGCCACUUCCAUGGAAACAGUUACGUGGAUAAUUCCAAUGGGUUCUCCCACAUUCGCUACCAAACAUCACAAACGUUCAACUCCAGUGGAGGUUCGAACUAUGCCCAGUCCUGGUCCACAGGCUCAUCACGGUUCAAUAACGGUGAGACGAGUUAUGGUACUAGAGGGUAUCACCAGAAUGCGUAUCGUUACCAUGACAACCGGAUGGAUGACCUUGACUCGGGUGGCGUCGCCCGCCACCGCCGAGCCGAAGUUUCCAGAACCCCACGUGACAACGCGAGCACCCUCCCCCCGGGGCUGGGCGAGGUCUUCGACGCCAGCGAGCCGGACGAUUCGCCGUACGACGACGGUACCGGAUGUAACGUGUACUCCGGCUGGAACAGCGGCCACAACUCCGGCGUCGUCGCCACCCGGGCCAGCACCCAGGUCAGCUGCGUCAUCACGGAGAGCGAGCUGCGGCGUGCGACCAUGACGUCACGGGAUGACGACAGCAGCUACCUCGCGACCGACGGCUACGGCGACGAUUAUCUCCCCUUGCCGGGGGUUUACGACGGAUGGGACGAGAUGGACGGACCGGAUGUCCACAACAGACAUGCGCAGAUCACACCGGAAAUGAGACUCGCUAGAUUACAAGUCGGGGCAGGCUAUCACAGUACCGUACAGCCCAACUCCAAGAAAGGCAACAUCCCACGGGAUAAGACUACUGAUGGAGAUCUUUGUCCACAACAAAAUAGAACCGAACAAUUUUCUCAGGAAGAUGCUUCACAUCUAAAAGCCAGGCUACAUAAUCCUGUCCAUCGCGUUUUGUCGACUGACAGGAAGAGAUUCAACAACAAACCGGAAGUAAACGACACUCAACGCUACACACAGGAAGACGGAUAUACAGACUUAAGAGAUUUUGAAAACGAUUGGGUUUCAGCAGCGGCUGAAGGGGGUGUUACUAGACGGUCUCACAAUCACACCAGGGACGGACAGCUGUUUUACGCCAAGGGGAGGUCCCCUGUCAGCUACACCAGUCACCCAGACGACUCAGGGGACGAGGUGGACGGGUUUGGCGACAAAUCUAAUCCGGAACCUGAUCCAGGCACAAGUUCCAGCUCUAGCAACACGGUUUCUUGUUUUGGAACAAGUUCCAGCUCUAGUAAAAUGUUCCAGCUCUAG